Molecule: messenger RNA, 2055 nt
Organism: Thamnophis elegans (Western terrestrial garter snake)
Lineage: Eukaryota; Metazoa; Chordata; Lepidosauria; Squamata; Natricidae
Product: vomeronasal type-2 receptor 26-like
Exons: 4
Coding region: 1-2055 (684 amino acids)
Biological process (GO): G protein-coupled receptor signaling pathway
Cellular component (GO): membrane
Molecular function (GO): G protein-coupled receptor activity
Source: RefSeq, a predicted model, not a curated record
AUGGUCCCAAAAGAAGACCAUCAGUACACUGGGAUUAUACAACUGCUUCACUAUUUUGGUUGGACGUGGAUCGGGAUUUUUGUUAUUGAUAACAACCAUGGAGAAAAUGUAUUACAGGAAAUGCUGCCAUUGCUUGCAGAGAAUGGAAUCUGCUUGUCGUUCAUAGAAAGGCUUCCUCAACAAGUCGACUUGGAAGACUUUCCUGAACUUUAUCAAAUAAUCUCAAUGAUUUCCAUUAAUUUGAUGAAUAACAAAGCCAAUGCAUUUCUUGUCUAUGGAGAAGCCUGGACAAUUAUGUGGCUAAGAAUUGUCGUAUUUAUGUUAGAUCCUGAAAGCAAGGAAACUGCAUUAUUUAGAAAGGUGUGGAUCAUGACUGCACAGAUUGAUUUUGUAUUAUCAGGCAUUCAAAUCACAUGGGAACUUCAGAUGUUCCAUGGAGCUCUCUCCUUCACUGUUCAUUCAACAGCCAUUGUAGGUUUCAAGGAAUUUCUUCAGACCAUAAAUCCUCUUUCAGACAACAGAGAUGGGUUUCUGCGGGAAGUUUGGGAACAAGCAUUUGAUUGUUCACUUCCUAAACCAGAGUUACCAGACACACACAAUAGACAGUGCACUGGGGAGAUGAAGCUAGAGAAUCUUCCUGGGCCUGUCUUUGAAAUGGAAAUGACUGGCCAAAGCUACAGCAUCUAUAAUGCUGUUUACACUGUGGCUCAUGCUUUGCAGGCUCUGUACAUUUUAGGGUUCAAGAGGAAGACAACAAGGAUGCAUAAAAAAACUGAUCUUUUAAAUCUGCAGGCUUGGCAGCUCCAUUCAUUUCUUCAAGGCAUUUCUUUUAACAAUUCAGCUGGGGAGAGAGUGUUCCUGAAUGAGAAAGGGGAAGCAACUGGAGGAUUUGACAUCACCAACUUGAUCACUUUUCCAAAUAGAUCAUUUCAUAGAGUUAGAGUUGGAAAGCUGGAUCUAGAGGGUCCAAAAGGGAAUGAAUUUUCGAUAGAUGAAGAUGUGAUUGUCUGGAACCCAGCUUUUAACCAGGUUCUUCCACUUUCUCGAUGCAAUGACCCUUGUUUCCCUGGAUCCUGGAAGAAAGGGAUUGAGGGAAAUCAGUUCUGCUGCUAUGACUGUGUUCCAUGUCCAGAAGGGAAGAUUUCAAAUCAAAAUGAUAUGGAUGACUGUUUUGAAUGUUCACAAGAUCAUUAUCCAAAUAAAGAAAAGAAAGGUUGUAUCCUGAAACUGCUGGUCUUUCUGACUUUUGAAGAAACCUUAGGAAUUGGUUUAGCCUCAGCAGCUCUUGGUUUCUUCUUUUUGACCUCUGCGGUACUUGGAACCUUUAUUAAGCACAAGGAUACUCCCAUUGUCAAAGCCAACAACAGGUCCUUCACCUAUGCCCUGCUUGUCUCUCUUCUGCUCUGUUUUCUCUCCUCUUUUUUCUUUCUUAGCCAGCCUGGCAAAGUGACCUGCCUUUUCCGGCAACCAACUUUUGGCAUCACUUUCUCAGUGGCCAUUUCUAGUGUACUGGCCAAAACCAUCACUGUGGUUGUGGCUUUCAUGGCCACUAAACCUGGAUCUCAGAUGAGGAGAUGGGUAGGGAAAAGAUUGGCCUUUUCUAUUGUCCUUUCCUGCUCUUUUAUGCAAGUAUGUCUUUGUAUUGCGUGGUUGUCAACAUCUCCCCCGUUCCCUGAGUUGGACAUGUAUUCACAACCCCAUGAAAUGGUUUUACAAUGCAAUGAGGGGUCAGCUUUCUUUUUCUACUGUGUCUUGGGCUACAUGGGUAUCUUGGCCAUUGCCAGCUUUAUUGUGGCUUUCCUUGCCCGUAAAUUACCUGACACCUUUAACGAAGCCAAGUUCAUCACCUUUAGCAUGUUGGCCUUUUGCAGUGUGUGGAUCUCCUUCUUUCCAGCCUAUCUGAGCUCAAAAGGUAAAGCUAUGGUAGCUGUGGAGGUCUUCUCCAUCUUGGCGUCCAGUGCUGCAUUACUGGGAUGCAUAUUCCUGCCAAAAUGCUACAUCAUUGUUUUCCGUCCUGACCUCAACCACAGGGAGCAACUCACAACGAGAAAUUAA